Molecule: messenger RNA, 2337 nt
Organism: Lynx canadensis (Canada lynx)
Lineage: Eukaryota; Metazoa; Chordata; Mammalia; Carnivora; Felidae
Gene: FXR2
Product: FMR1 autosomal homolog 2
Exons: 17
Coding region: 39-2060 (673 amino acids)
Biological process (GO): regulation of filopodium assembly; regulation of alternative mRNA splicing, via spliceosome; regulation of dendritic spine development
Cellular component (GO): dendritic filopodium; presynapse; neuronal ribonucleoprotein granule
Molecular function (GO): mRNA 3'-UTR binding; translation regulator activity; protein homodimerization activity
Source: RefSeq, a predicted model, not a curated record
CAGCCGCCGCCGGGGCAGUCGGAGGCGGCGGCGGCGCCAUGGGCGGCCUGGCCUCCGGGGGGGACGUGGAGCCGGGACUGCCCGUCGAGGUGCGCGGCUCCAACGGGGCCUUCUACAAGGGCUUUGUGAAGGAUGUCCAUGAAGACUCUGUCACCAUCUUCUUUGAAAACAACUGGCAGAGUGAGAGACAGAUUCCCUUUGGGGACGUCCGGCUACCGCCUCCAGCUGACUAUAAUAAAGAGAUCACAGAAGGGGAUGAGGUUGAGGUUUAUUCUCGAGCCAACGAACAGGAACCUUGCGGCUGGUGGCUGGCCAGGGUGCGGAUGAUGAAGGGAGAUUUCUAUGUCAUCGAAUAUGCUGCCUGUGAUGCCACUUACAAUGAGAUUGUCACCCUGGAGCGGCUCCGGCCAGUCAAUCCCAAUCCUCUUGCAACCAAAGGCAGCUUCUUCAAAGUGACCAUGGCCGUGCCUGAGGAUCUGAGAGAGGCCUGCUCAAAUGAAAACGUCCAUAAAGAGUUCAAGAAAGCGCUGGGAGCGAACUGCAUCUUUCUCAACAUCACAAAUAGUGAGCUCUUCAUUCUGUCAACCACAGAGGCUCCCGUGAAGCGGGCGUCCCUGUUGGGUGAUAUGCAUUUUCGAAGCCUGCGCACCAAACUGCUACUCAUGUCCCGCAACGAAGAAGCUACCAAACACCUAGAGACAAGUAAGCAGCUGGCGGCAGCCUUCCAGGAGGAGUUCACGGUGCGAGAGGACCUGAUGGGACUGGCGAUUGGGACUCACGGUGCCAACAUCCAGCAGGCCCGAAAAGUACCUGGGGUGACCGCCAUUGAGUUGGGUGAAGAGACCUGCACUUUCCGCAUCUAUGGGGAGACUCCUGAGGCGUGCCGACAGGCCCGAAGCUACCUGGAGUUUUCUGAGGACUCCGUGCAAGUGCCCAGGAACCUUGUUGGCAAAGUGAUUGGGAAGAACGGGAAAGUGAUCCAGGAGAUUGUGGAUAAAUCUGGUGUGGUGAGGGUUCGCGUAGAAGGUGACAAUGACAAGAAGAACCCCAGGGAGGAGGGCAUGGUUCCCUUCAUAUUUGUCGGCACCCGGGAGAAUAUCAGUAAUGCCCAGGCUCUGCUGGAAUAUCAUCUCUCCUACCUUCAGGAGGUGGAGCAGCUUCGCUUGGAGAGGCUGCAGAUUGACGAACAGCUUCGCCAGAUCGGGCUGGGCUUCCGCCCUCCCGGGAGCGGGCGCGGCAGCGGCGGCAGUGACAAGGCUGGCUAUACCACGGAUGAGAGCUCCUCCUCUUCCCUCCACACCACCCGAACCUACGGGGGCAGCUAUGGGGGCCGCGGCCGCGGCCGGAGGACGGGCGGUCCCGCCUACGGCCCCAGCUCAGACCCAUCCACAGCUUCUGAGACUGAGUCCGAGAAGAGGGAGGAGCCCAACAGAGCUGGGCCUGGUGACCGGGACCCCCCAACCCGGGGGGAAGAAAGCCGGAGGCGGCCGGUUGGGGGCCGGGGUAGGGGGCCCCCACCUGCCCCCCGGCCCACCACAAGAUACAACGCUUCGUCUAUUAGCUCAGUGCUGAAAGAUCCAGACAGUAACCCCUACAGCCUACUGGACACGUCUGAACCAGAGCCCCCGGUUGAUUCAGAGCCCGGGGAACCCCCCCCAGCAAGCGCCAGGCGCCGCCGCUCCCGCCGCCGCCGCACCGACGACGACAGGACUGUCAUGGACGGAGGCCUGGAAUCGGACGGGCCCAGCAUGACGGAGAAUGGCCUGGAAGACGAGUCAAGACCCCAGCGUCGGAACCGGAGCCGCCGUCGCCGUAACCGUGGGAACAGGACCGAUGGCUCCAUCAGUGGAGACCGGCAGCCAGUGACUGUGGCUGACUACAUCUCCCGAGCAGAGUCUCAGAGCCGCCAGCGGCCGCCCCUGGAACGCACUAAACCCUCCGAGGACUCUCUUUCAGGACAGAAGGGCGACUCUGUCAGCAAGCUUCCUAAGGGCCCCUCAGAGAACGGGGAGCUCUCCGCCCCCCUGGAGUUGGGUAGUUUGGUGAAUGGGGUUUCAUAAAACCUCCAGCCCGCAUCCCUCCCUUCUCCAUCUCGCUUGCUGCCCAACACCAUGGCCUCACAGGCCCGACUGACCUGCGCUGGAGCUGCUCUUAUCUAGGGGGGAGGGGGGUGGCACAGCAGCUUGGGUCCCCCCUCAACCUCCAGGAGCUCAUGGAGGGGUGUGUAACAGGGUCAUACCCCCCUCCCUCUUGUCCACCCUUACCCCCAGGGUGAGGGGAGCCUCUCUCCUUCCCCAUCAGACUGGAUGUGCCUUUAUCCUCCAAUGCCCCGAUCUC